AUGCUUCUCCCACCUAUCGAAAUCUUAGUCAAAUGGCCGGAACCAAAUUAUGAAAACCCGGACCGACAGGCCUAUUUUUUGGCCCCCUUAACUAUAGUCAUGAUGGUAAUAUGUGCUAUUGUGGUUUUACUAAGGCUCUAUGUCAGAGCCUUUAUACUUAAAGCCUUCAAAGCUGAUGACUGGCUCAUCAUCGCGGCAACAAUCACAGCAAUGGCAGUCAGUGUCACCUGUAUCCUCUCCGAGCCUGCUGGUGUCGGGAUGCAUAUUUGGGACCUUAGGCAAGAGCAGGUUAAGAUGGUUCGGAUAUGGUCUUUUGCCACCCAACUGACAUUCACCUGGGCGGUCAGCCUGACCAAACUUUCCAUCUUACUCUUUUACCUGAGAUUCUGUACGACCAAGGCUUUCAAGAUAUCUAUAUAUUGCACAAUCGCUUUCCUCGUCGCGUGGACUAUCAACUGGACAUUUUUGGUUACUUUCCAGUGUGUGCCCGUCGAGGCUUACUGGAGGCUACCGAAGAGUGGUGACUUUUGCAUUCCCCUUCAGAAUGAAAUGCAUCUGUUGCAUGGGAGUACCAACCUCGUAACCGAUAUACUGGUGCUGCUGCUCCCCGUACCGACUGUAUGGAGUUUGCAGAUGCCAAUGAGACAGAAGCUCACCCUGAUUGGGGUCUUUACCUUGGGCAUUAUUGCUCCACUGUCAGCUAUCCUCCGUCUCAUCUACAUUGAGAAGGCUACCGUCUCUUGGGAUCAAAGUUGGUGGUGCCUCGAACUAUGGAUAUAUACUUCUCUCGAAACCCACGUUGGAAUCGUCUGCGCUUCGAUCCCGUCACUAAAACCUCUUGCAAUCAAAAUCUUCCCGCGCUUUGCCAGCUCUCAAGGGUUGACUGAGAACCUUACACCCAUGGGUAUCAAUAGCCCGGGUGGUGGUCCCAGCUUGCGUCGCCCAUCCCACUCAAGAGCUCAAGGUGGUGGUAGCAGGGUUAGAAGUCUAUACCCACUUAGUGUCAUCGCUAAGGAUGGGAGAGGUGAAAGUCAAGAAAGCAUCGUUGGAGGCAUCGUGGUGGGCAGGGAAAGUCUAGACCCUAUCACCAGUUUUUCUUCCAGCAGCACACCGCCUCGAGUCCCACCUAAAGACGGGACAAUCGUAAAGACAACAGAAAUAAUUGGAAAUGUCACAAUGUGGGAUGGUAAAACAUAUGGAGAUGAUCGAAAUGUUUAA
Orbilia oligospora ATCC 24927 is the source of this 1218-nucleotide messenger RNA. RefSeq lists its product as uncharacterized. The record is from RefSeq and is a predicted model, not a curated record. Bases 1 to 1218 code for a protein of 405 amino acids. NCBI's taxonomy places the organism in Eukaryota, Fungi, Ascomycota, Orbiliomycetes, Orbiliales, Orbiliaceae. The transcript has 3 exons.